This is a messenger RNA of Pomacea canaliculata, 7585 nucleotides long. Its product is annotated as DNA-directed RNA polymerase II subunit RPB1-like. Gene Ontology annotation, biological process: transcription by RNA polymerase II. Lineage: Eukaryota; Metazoa; Mollusca; Gastropoda; Architaenioglossa; Ampullariidae. The record is from RefSeq and is a predicted model, not a curated record. Gene Ontology annotation, cellular component: RNA polymerase II, core complex. Gene Ontology annotation, molecular function: DNA binding.
AACUUGUUUACUAGCAUGAAAAUUGAAGCUAAGUUACUCUAUAUACGGCAAUGACGUCAUCCGUACGCGCAGGAAGUUUAUAAAAGAGAGGGAAUUGUGGGACUCCGCCAUUGCUGCACAAAAAUGGCGUUCACAGGAGACUCUAACGCGCCUCUGCGCGAAGUUAAACGGGUACAGUUUGGUAUACUGAGCCCAGACGAAAUUCGGAGAAUGUCAGUAACAGAAGGAGGAAUCAAGUACCCAGAAACGACAGAAGGUGGUCGCCCAAAGCUAGGAGGGCUUAUGGAUCCUCGCCAGGGUGUCACCGAUCGAAUAUCUCGAUGUCAGACAUGUGCUGGAAACAUGACAGAGUGUCCAGGUCACUUUGGCCAUAUUGAGCUUGCCAAACCCGUCUUUCAUGUGGCCUUUUUGACCAAAAUUGUCAAACUUUUGCGUUGUGUCUGCUUCUUCUGCUCCAAAUUACUUGCAGACCCAGAGUCACCCAAAAUGAAAGACAUCUUGUCUAAAUCCAGAGGCUACCCUAAGAAAAGACUAGCUCAUGUAUAUGAUCUGUGCAAAUCCCGAAGAGCUUGCGAUGGGGGAGAUGAAAUGGAGAAGAAGAACAAAGAUGCAACAGAAGAGCAGGAGGACUCUGUUCCUAAGGGCCACGGAGGCUGUGGUCGUUACCAGCCUACCAUACGACGCAAUGGACUUGAGCUAGUUGCUGAGUGGAAGCCUGACAAAGUGAAUGAAGAGUCACAAGAGAGGAAAAUUAUCCUUUCUGCAGAGCGUGUUUUGGAAAUUUUCAAACGCAUAUCUGAUGAAGAGUGCACGUGCCUGGGCAUGGAUUCAAAAUUUGCUCGUCCUGACUGGAUGAUUUUGACUGUUUUACCAGUUCCUCCACUGCCUGUGAGGCCUGCUGUGGUCAUGUUUGGAUCAGCAAGAAAUCAGGAUGAUCUAACACACAAACUGGCAGACAUUGUGAAAGCCAACAACCAGCUGCAUCGCAAUGAACAAAAUGGGGCAGCAGCUCACAUUAUAUUUGAAGACACCAAAAUGCUGCAGUAUCACUGUGCUACACUGGUGGACAAUGAAAUACCUGGUCUGCCAAAAGCUGUGCAGAAAUCAGGUCGUCCUUUAAAGUCAAUAAAACAACGACUGAAGGGCAAAGAAGGUCGGGUGCGUGGUAAUUUGAUGGGCAAGCGUGUGGACUUUUCAGGCCGAACAGUCAUUACUCCUGAUCCAAACCUUCGUGUUGAUCAGGUUGGAGUGCCCCGCUCAAUUGCCCAGAACCUAACAUUUCCUGAAUUAGUGACACCUUUCAACAUUGACAGAAUGCAGGAGGCUGUUAGAAGAGGAGCUAACCAGUACCCAGGUGCCAAAUAUAUUAUCCGUGACAAUGGAGAGAGAAUUGACCUCCGCUUUCAUCCAAAAUCUAGUGACCUUCAUCUCCAAAUUGGCUACAAGGUUGAGCGCCACAUGCAAGACAAUGAUGUUGUCAUCUUCAAUCGCCAGCCCACGCUACACAAAAUGUCUAUGAUGUGUCAUCGUGUGAAAGUUCUGCCCUGGUCAACAUUCAGAUUGAACCUUAGUGUAACUACACCCUACAAUGCAGACUUUGAUGGGGAUGAGAUGAAUCUUCACCUACCUCAGUCAUUAGAGACACGGGCCGAGAUCAUGAACUUGGCUGCUGUUCCCAGGAUGAUUGUCACUCCUCAGGCUAACCGACCCGUCAUGGGUAUUGUGCAGGACACGCUUACUGCUGUGCGCAAGAUGACUAAACGAGAUGUGUUUCUAGACAGGGCACAGGUCAUGCACCUCCUUAUGUUUCUGCCUACCUGGGAUGGUCGCAUGCCGCAGCCAGCAAUUUUGAAACCUCAGCCGUUGUGGACAGGUAAACAGAUCUUCUCUUUGGUCAUUCCUGGGCGUGUCAAUGUCAUCCGUACCCAUGCUACACACCCAGAUGAUGAAGAUUCUGGUCCUUACAAAUGGAUAUCACCUGGAGACACUAAGGUGCUAAUUGAAGAUGGACAGCUCAUCAGCGGUAUUUUGUGUAAGAAGACACUUGGUGCUUCCUCAGGCUCUUUGCUGCACAUUGUCUUCAUGGAAAUGGGACAUGAGAUUGCUGGAGAACUGUAUGGCAACAUCCAGACUGUUGUCAACAACUGGCUUCUCGUUGAGGGUCACAGCAUUGGUAUUGGUGACACUAUUGCCGACCAGCAGACAUACCAUGACAUUCAAGAGACAAUCCGAAAAGCUAAGGGAGAUGUGAUUGAAGUGAUUGAGAAGGCUCACAAUGAUGAGCUGGAACCUACACCAGGUAACACUCUGCGUCAGACCUUUGAGAAUCAGGUGAACAAGAUCCUGAACGAUGCCCGUGACAAAACUGGAAGUACAGCCCAGAAAUCACUUUCAGAGUUCAAUAACUUCAAGGCUAUGGUCGUUGCUGGAUCUAAGGGGUCAAAGAUCAACAUUUCUCAGGUCAUUGCUUGUGUGGGACAGCAGAACGUUGAAGGAAAACGAAUCCCAUUUGGCUUCAGGUACCGGACACUGCCUCAUUUUAUAAAGGAUGAUUAUGGGCCUGAGUCCAGAGGGUUUGUAGAAAACUCAUACCUUGCCGGUCUCACACCAUCUGAGUUCUACUUCCAUGCCAUGGGAGGACGUGAAGGUCUCAUUGAUACUGCUGUCAAGACAGCAGAGACAGGUUACAUUCAGCGUCGUCUGAUUAAGGCUAUGGAGAGUGUCAUGGUGAAAUAUGAUGGAACAGUCCGGAAUCAGGUAGAGCAGCUCAUUCAGCUGCGCUAUGGUGAAGAUGGUUUAGAUGCCUGCCAUGUAGAAUUCCAGAGCUUGCCAAUGUUCAAACCUUCAAACAAGGUCUUUGAGCGCCAGUUCAGAUUUGAUGCAACGAAUGAAAGAGCCAUGAAACGGUGCCUUAAAGAAGAAGUCAUCAAGGAUCUGAUGGGAAAUGCAACAACCCUGGCUGAAUUGGAACGGGAGUGGGACCAGUUAAAAGAUGAUCGCAUCAGCGUGCGGCAGGUGUUCUCUAAUGGUGAUGCAAAAAUUGUUCUGCCAUGCAACCUUCAGCGCAUGAUCUGGAAUGCUCAGAAGAUCUUCCGUAUCGACAAGCGCAAGCCCUCAGACCUUCACCCAGUUAAAGUAGUAGAAGGGGUCCGAGAACUGUGCAAGAGGCUUAUGGUUGUGGGAGGUGAAGACAGAAUUAGUAAACAAGCCAAUGAGAAUGCCACACUUCUGAUGAAGUCUCUCAUCCGCUCCACACUCUGCUCAAAGCGAGUGGCAGAAGAACACCGCUUGUCAGCUGAGGCAUUUGAGUGGCUGAUUGGAGAGGUUGAAACACGUUUCCAGCAGGCACAGGCCCACCCAGGUGAGAUGGUGGGAGCUUUGGCAGCACAGUCACUUGGUGAGCCUGCAACACAGAUGACACUGAACACUUUCCACUACGCUGGUGUGUCAGCCAAGAAUGUCACACUAGGUGUGCCUCGUCUGAAAGAGAUCAUCAACAUCUCCAAGAAGCCCAAGACCCCAUCACUGGCUGUCUAUCUCCUUGGUCAGGCUGCCAGAGAUGCUGAAAAGGCCAAGGAUGUGCUUUGUCGCCUGGAGCACACAACACUUCGCAAGGUUACUGCGAAUACAGCCAUCUACUAUGAUCCAGAUCCCAUGAAUACAGUCAUUGCUGAGGACCAAGAAUGGGUGUCCAUUUACUAUGAGAUGCCAGAUUUUGAUGCCUCACGCAUAUCACCAUGGCUUUUACGCAUUGAACUCGAUCGUAAGCGCAUGACAGACAAGAAGCUUACCAUGGAGCAGAUUUCAGAGAAAAUCACUGCAGGAUUUGGUGAUGACUUAAAUUGUAUCUUCAAUGAUGACAAUGCUGAAAAACUGGUUCUUCGCAUCCGUAUCAUGAAUUCUGAAGAGAACAAGCUUCAAGAGGAAGAAGAGGUUGUUGAUAAGAUGGAGGAUGAUGUUUUUCUCCGAUGCAUUGAAGCCAACUUGUUGUCAGAUAUGACACUGCAGGGCAUAGAAGCCAUUUCAAAGGUGUACAUGCAUCUUCCCUCAACGGAUGAUAAGAAGCGCAUUAGCAUCACAGAGGAAGGGGAGUUCAAGGCUGUUGCUGAGUGGAUUUUGGAGACUGACGGCUCAAGUCUGAUGAAGGUGUUAAGCGAGCGGGAUAUUGACCCUGUGAGAACAUACACCAAUGACAUUGUGGAGGUUUUCGCUACCCUUGGCAUUGAGGCUGUACGGAAAGCCAUAGAACGUGAGAUGGGUUUCGUCAUCUCUUUCGACGGUUCCUAUGUCAAUUACCGCCAUCUGGCCUUGCUUUGUGAUGUCAUGACAGCUAAAGGUCAUCUUAUGGCCAUUACUCGCCAUGGCAUAAAUCGUCAGGAGACCGGCGCCUUGGCUCGUUGCUCCUUUGAGGAAACGGUGGAUAUUUUAAUGGAGGCAGCAGCACAUGCAGAAGUCGAUCCCAUGAAAGGGGUAUCUGAAAACAUCAUGCUGGGACAGUUGGCAAAGAUCGGAACAGGCUGCUUUGACCUGCUCUUGGAUGCAGAAAAAUGCAAGUUUGGCAUGGAGAUCCCAACCAAUGUUGGUGGGGGCAUGAUGGCAGGCGCAGGUACAGGCAUGUUCUUUGGAGCUGGUAGCCCUUCCAGUGCACUUUCACCUCAGAUGACACCUUGGAAUGCAACACCUGCCUAUGCCAGUGCCUGGUCGCCUGGCGUUGGCAGUGGCAUGACACCUGGGGCUGCUGGAUUCUCACCAUCUGCAGCCAGUGAAAGUGGCUACUCACCUGGAUAUUCACCAGCCUGGUCUCCUCAACCGGGCUCACCAAGUUCUCCAAUUUCUCCCUACAUCCCAUCCCAUGGGGCCAUGUCACCCAGCUACUCGCCAGCCUCUCCAUCAUACAUUCCCAGCUCACCUGCCAUGACCCCCCAGAGUCCUGGCUAUUCUCCUACAUCCCCAUCCUACUCGCCCUCAAGCCCUGGCUACUCCCCUACAUCGCCCAAAUAUUCCCCUACCUCACCCAGUUACUCCCCUACCAGCCCAAGCUAUUCACCCACAAGCCCCAGCUACUCUCCAACAAGUCCUAGCUACAGCCCCACCAGCCCAAGCUACAGCCCCACCAGUCCUAGCUACAGCCCUACCAGCCCUAGUUAUAGCCCCACCUCCCCAUCUUAUUCUCCCACCAGCCCUAGCUACAGCCCCACAUCUCCAUCUUAUUCCCCAACCAGUCCCUCUUAUUCUCCCACUAGCCCUAGCUAUAGUCCAACCAGCCCAUCAUACUCUCCAACCAGUCCAAGCUACUCCCCAACAAGCCCCAGCUACAGCCCAACAAGUCCAAGUUAUUCCCCAACCAGUCCUAGCUACUCCCCUAGUUCACCCAACUAUUCUCCAUCCUCCCCAUCCUAUUCACCUACUAGCCCUAGCUACAGUCCUACUAGCCCCAGCUACAGCCCAGCCUCACCUUCCUACAGCCCCAGUUCACCUAGCUACUCGCCUGCAAGCCCAAGUUAUUCACCUAGCAGCCCUAGCUACUCACCAAGCAGCCCAAAGUAUUCCCCAAGCAGCCCCAACUACAGUCCCACAAGUCCAUCCUACUCGCCAAGCUCUCCUCAGUACAGUCCUUCAUCACCAAAAUAUUCACCCACCAGUCCAAGCUAUUCACCAAGCAGUCCCAAAUAUUCACCUACAUCACCAACCUACAGUCCAACAUCACCCCGCUAUAGUCCUGCCUCUCCCGAGUACAGUCCAAGUUCACCACAGUACAGCCCCAGUUCGCCGCAGUAUUCCCCAGCUUCACCUGCAUAUUCACCAGGGUCCAAGUACUCUCCUGCUAGUCCCACCUAUUCUCCCAGUAGCCCCAAGUACAGCCCAACCAGUCCAACAUAUACCCCAACAAGUCCUCACUACUCCCCUUCAAGCCCAACAUACACUCCCACCACCCCAAAAUAUAGCCCCACCACACCAACAUAUGCUGAAGAAAAGAAAAAGAAGAAAAAGUAAAGAAUGGACAGCUUCAGGACAGCUUCAACCAACCGAGUGUACACCAAAUGAUGCAGCUAAUCAUUCAGUUAUUUUCGCUCCAGAUUUUACUGUGGUUGCUGUUGUUUGUGUAAAAGAUUCUCACCAAAUUUGUGUGGAUAUAAUUCAAGAGUGGAGGUGGAUAAGGACAAGCCAAUCUUUGUCAUCUUGCCUGACAAUUGUUUUAUCAUGUUGGCAUCAGUAUUCUAAACAGCAGAUCAUUCACUAGCCAGAUAUACUGGUCUUUGUGCAUGAUGAACGGCAGCACUUACAGUCUUACAGAAGAAUAUGUGUAGGAAACGUUCAUCACAAAGAAAGAACAUUGCAGCAUUUUUUUUUUUUUUUAUUUUUGCUGUUGUUUUAAAGGAAAGUGGAAUCAAAGGUUAUAAACUACCAGAAGACUUUGCUAAUACACCUGGCUUUUGGAUGCAGAAGAUUCUCCUUUUGUCAAGUAACCAGUGCAAAACAGAAACUAGACUUUGCAGCAAGUUUUCGUUCUCUGUUUGUACCUUGAUUCAUGGUAUCCCUUGCAUAUGUGGUGGUAGACGUAAGAUUGUUACUGGUCGUUUUCUUUUGACAAAAAUGUCACAAAGAAUGUGUCUUGAAAAUUUAUCACCGUACUUAUGGGUUUUCUAAUCCCAGGUGUUGGUCUAAUUUCCUUUUCAUUUUGAGAAACAUGACCUGUAACAUGAUGGUGUUUAUAAUCUGUUGUGGCGUAACAGACUAUAUACGAUCACUAAACAUGAGGCACAAGAACACUUUAACACUGGCAUAUCAGCCAUGUGCUUAAAACGUUGUUUUCUUUGCCACAGCCUUAUCUCAGUUAGCCAACUACAACUUUCUAGUGUAAAUAUAAAAAAUUAUAUAAGUCCAUUUUUAAAUAGCAACACAACUGUGGCUACUGCUGGGUGGCUUAAAAUGCCUUAAGAUUUAUGUUCUUUUUUGGCUGUUCAACAGGGCAAAUUUCAACUAACAUGUUGCUACUGUUAAUCACAAGCAUGAAGCAUGACUAAAUACUUUUUUUAAAUUGAUGCCAAGGUAAUUCAGUGCAGGACAAGAAAUGCCUGUUAACUACCAUACUAUAGAUGCAUGGUAGAAUCUCAUAUUUUUCCAUGAUUAUUUUUUUUCUUGUUUUUGUUUUGUUUUUUUUUAAACCAGUCUAAGGUGACAAUUCAAAACACAAUUCAAAAUGUCGUGUAUUCAUAUUAUCCUAUGCGACUGCAUCUGGCAUUGAAAAUGCAUAAUGUGGAACUAUUUAAAAUCAAGUCACAUGUUUCAUAACAAUCUUGCAAAUUGUGUGAAACUAAGGGUAAAAUGUUGAAAAAAAAUUUAAACAUGUUCAAAAAUUUUAUGUGGUGGUUUUCAAAUUUGUCUUUUUUGCAUGACAGCAGUUUAUAUACAGAAUAUUUCCUUAAUUUGAUAUCAAGGAUCUUCAUGAAACUUCUCAGUAAAAAAAAAAAUGCUGCUCACCCUUGUGAAUGCAGAAAAAAAAUUCUGAGAAAAAUGGUAACACUUGGCGCGAAAUAAUAUAAUUCUGCUGUAUAUAGUAAUAAAAAUUGAAGUUGAUUGAUUA